This is a messenger RNA of Paramecium pentaurelia, 2586 nucleotides long. Lineage: Eukaryota; Ciliophora; Oligohymenophorea; Peniculida; Parameciidae. The record is from the annotation of a GenBank genome assembly.
AUGAAUAACAAACAAGACAAUCCCAACUGUCAAUUCUGUAAAUUCAGAUAAAUCAAAUUUAUGUAGAAAGAAAUACAUUAAAAGUAUUUGAUUAAUAUGAAACAUUAGAUACUUUGAAUAAUUUAACUUCUAUUUUGCUAAGCCAAUAACUGAAAUAUUAGCAAAUGUUCCUGUAGAUCAUGUAAUUUUGUUUAAAGACUAAUUGUAUUUGCAUGAUGAAAAUGAAUAUAUGAAACGUUUUUAUUAAAGAGAAGAGUAAGAUCCAAGAUUAAAUUUACUUUGCAAUUUCUACUUUGAGUAACAUAAAGUAUAUAAUUAAACAUAAUAUAACUAUAGAUAAUAUAACCAAAUUUAUGUAAAGUUAAUGCUCAUAAAUUUAUGGAGAAGAGAUAGAAUAAAUUGUUAAAAUUACAAUAAAAAGCAUAAAAUAAUUAGAAUCAACAACCAAUCACUAAAAAAAUGAUUCCAGAUCAUAUAUUUAGUGAGAAUUAUGUUGAAUCUGUAUCUGAGUAGUAUCGACAUACUUAUUUAGUUCCUAUCCGAAGGAACAAAUUUCUUGGGACAGCAAAUCUCAUAAUAUCUAUGAGAUAUCAUAAGUAGAAGCAUAGAAAUCAUUACCAUAAAAUAAACCAACAUAAUAAUGUUAAUGUUCAAUUAUUAAUAUAUCUGGAGAUCAUAAUAAAUUAUUUAAUUGUUAAAAUGAUUAAGAACUUGAUAAUAUUUUUAAUGAUCUUAAUACUUAGACUUCAAGACAUUUAUCAGUUAUUACUAAGAUUCCACUUAAAAAGAAAUAACCAUCCAAUUCAAAUGUUAAGAAGAAUCCUCAAUCUCAAUAAUAAUCUCAACAACCUAAGAUACCUAUUCCACCUUUAAAACUAUAAGAAAGUGCAAAAUCUUCAACUACUACAGCUGCAAAUAAUAAUAAAUCCACAAGCAUUUAAUCUUUAAUGAAGAAAUACGAUCAAAUAUUAUAAAAACGAUUUUAAGUAAAGGAAAUUCUUACAGAACGAAAUGAUACUCGUUAUGGUCCAGGUUAUGGUACAAAUUAUGGUGUUGGUACUGUUAGAGGUGAAGGUGGAUCUUCAAAAAAAUAAAUAACAGAUGAAAUGUUACUUAAACUCAUUUAAAAUAUGAAGAAAUCUAAAAAUAAAUCUGAUAAUUAUUAAUUUCAUGCAUCUUACAAAAGUGUAAUACAAUAAGCAUAAAUUGGACCUACAUAAUCAUGUACAUUUGAAAAGGAAAAUGAAAAAAAGAAAAAAUAUCAAGUUUAUUUGGUAUCAUUUUAUUUAUUAAUAGGUUAGCCAAAAUAAAUAAAAAAAAAUCCUUCCUAGAUGUCAUCACCUACUACUGUUUAAAAGUAAGGUAUUUAAUAAAUAUAUUAGUACUUGUUCUCCUUCUUAGUUACUUAGAUCAUUAUCAAAUCCAUCUAUGGCUCCUUCACCUUUGCGUAGAUUGGAAAUAAAAGUCAAUCUUAAUAAAUUAAUUUAAUAAUAAGAAUAAGAAAUUGGGUAUUGGACUUAAAGAUGCAAAGUUCGUUGAGAUUUCAUUUAGUCAAUUAGUUGAUUAAAAUACAAAUUAUGUUUUAUAAAUUUAUUUUAAAUAUACUAACUACCUUAAAAUCAAAUUAAGGAUGAGCAUAAAUUAUGCCUGUAAUGUAUUUAAGCCAUAUUUAAAGAAUUAAGAAAAUCAGGUAGAAGACAAUCCGUAAAUACAGACUUCAUGCAAUAUCACAAACUAUCUUAAGUAUAUAAUUGUGAAGUAUAUAAGGAUAAGACUUUCACAGAAUCCUUUCCCGUAUCGCUUUAAAGAACUAAACCUAACUUUAAGAAUCAAUUAUCUUAAUUAGAAUUGUAUUAUUGAUUAUAAUAAUAAAGUGAUGAUCAUUAAAUUGACUUCAAAAAUCAUCCAUUUACAUUUUAAGAUAAAAUCAAUUAGAAAACAGAAGUAACUAAAAAGAAAUUUAUAUUUGAUGAACAUUAAUCUACAAAAUAAGGAGAGUUUAAGAAUUUUAUGAGUGCAAUGGAUGAUUAUAUAAACCUUUUAAAUGAAAGUUCUGAUUGUUUAACUUUGAAUUCUGAAAAUUAUAGUUAAUUAGAAAAUAUCUUAUUUGCUAAAUUCAAUAUUAUUAGAUAAAAACAUGAAGAAUUGAAUAAGAAAUACAAGAUGGCAUAAUAGAAUUUUAAAGCUUAAAGAUACUAAAAUUAGUUACUAAAAAAGUAAAUUGUAGAUAUUCAUUCUUAAUUGGAAGAGGAAAAAUAGAAAAAUUUUGUAUUGUUAGAUAUAAAUGAGAAAUUGAAAAAGAAAUAUAGAGAUUUAUAAAAUAAAACACAUUUUGUUUAAAAUUCAUUUAUGUAAGAUAGAAUGAAAUUUGAUCAUAAACGAUAGAAUUAAUUUCAAUAAAGUAUAUCAGUAGAUGAAAGUGAUAGGGGUACAACAUAAUAAACUUAUGAAACAAAUGAUGAUUAAUAAAAUGUGACUAAAUUCUUAAAAACUUAAAUGCGAAAGUUAAGACAGAACAAUUAAUAAAUUGAUGAUUAUUCUCGUCUAUAUAAAAAAAUUAGUGAACAUAAUAAUGAUGACUUUUGA